Molecule: messenger RNA, 3009 nt
Organism: Engraulis encrasicolus (European anchovy)
Lineage: Eukaryota; Metazoa; Chordata; Actinopteri; Clupeiformes; Engraulidae
Gene: trim46a
Product: tripartite motif containing 46a
Exons: 12
Coding region: 1-2322 (773 amino acids)
Biological process (GO): anterograde synaptic vesicle transport; microtubule bundle formation; axonogenesis
Cellular component (GO): main axon
Molecular function (GO): zinc ion binding; protein binding
Source: RefSeq, a predicted model, not a curated record
AUGGCAGACCAUGAUCUUCGCACAUUCACUUCCAUCAUGGAUGCUCUGGUUCGCGUAAACUCCAACAUGAAGAGCAUGGAGCGGGAGUUGCGCUGCCCUGUGUGUGAAGAGAUGGUGAAGCAGCCCAUCGUGCUGCCGUGCCUGCACAGCGUGUGCGUGCUGUGUGCGGCCGAGGUGCUGGUGCAGCGGGGGUACCCGCCGCCCGAGCUGCCCCCCGAGCCCAACACCCCCACCUCCAGCCCCCACACGCGCUCCCCGCGCCACGCACGCAGGCCCCCGCCCAAGACUGGCCUGGACCGGGUCCUCAAAACAGUGUGUGGUUCGUACCCGGGGCGCAGGCGUAAGGACACGCCUCCUCUGCUGAUGCUGUUCCCGUGUUCGCUGUGCAAGAAGGACGUGGAGCUGGGGGAGAAGGGCCUGACCGACUGCCUCAGAAACCUCACACUUGAACGCAUUGUAGAAAGGUACAAGCAGUCGGUGAGUGUGGGCAUCAUGGCGGUGAUGUGCCAGUUCUGCAAGCCCCCCCAGCCGCUGGAGGCCAGCAAAGGAUGUGCCGACUGCAAGGCCAACUUCUGCAACGAGUGCUUCAAGCUGUACCACCCCUGGGGCACGCCGCGCGCCACCCACGAGCACAUCCUGCCCACGCACAACUUCCGGCCCAAGGUGCUGGUGUGCCCGGAGCAUGAUCAGGAGAGGCUGCAGUUCUACUGCCGCGUGUGCCAGCGCCUCCUGUGUUCACUCUGUAAAAUGCGCCGCGUCCACUCUGGCCACAAGGUCCUGCCCAUCGCCCAGGCCUAUCAGACCCUAAAGGAGAAGAUCACCAAGGAGAUGAACUUUGUCCUGUCCAAUCAGGACACAGUGCAGAUGCAGAUCGGCCAAUUGGAGGGCGCCAUCACUCAGAUGGAGCUGAACAGCAGUGUGGCGCAGGAGAAGCUCCUGGCGGUGGUGGAGCACCUGCGGGGGGCGCUGGCGGAGCGGCAGGCGGUGCUGACGGUGGCCCUGGAGGAGUCGCGCGCACGCCGCCUGGAGCUCCUGGAGAACCAGCUGCAGGAGAAGCGCAGCCUGCUGGAGGACGCCGGCCUGGUCUCCUACACACACGAGCUGCUCAAGGAGAGCGACCAGCCCUGCUUCGUACAGGCCGGGCGCAUCACACACUACAGGCUGGCCAAGGCUAUAGAGCACCUGCAGAGUUUCUCUCUGUCUGCGGACCCCUCCUUCAGGCACUUCCAGAUGGACGGAUCACGAGAGCACAGAGAGAUAGGCAACAUGGAAUUCAUACGAGCUCCAUUGGCUCCUGUCAUCGACACUCAAAAGACGUUAGCCUAUGACCAGCUGUACCUGUGCUGGCGACUCCCACAAGACUCGGCCCAGGCCUGGCACUACUCCGUGGAAUACCAGCGCAGAGUGGGCGGGGCCGGCUCUGUUUGGGGUGGGGUCAGGACUGAGGGCAAAGGGCCAAACUCCUCCGGCGGUUGGCUGAGGAUAGACGACGUGGGCGGGACAAGUGCUGUGGUUGACAGGCUUGAGAUGGACAGCGUGUAUGUGCUGAGGGUGAGGGGGUGUAACAAGGCAGGAUUUGGGGAGUAUAGCGAAGAGGUGUACCUGCACACUCCGCCCGCUCCAGUGCUUGCGUUUUCUCUGGACUCUCGCUGGGGCCUGCACGCUGACCGCCUGGCGCUGGGGAAGGGCCAGACGUACGCGCGGAGCGUGCCCGGGCUCGCCCUGCUGCAGGCAGCCGACCGCACCCUCACUUCCUGUCACCUGACCUCCGACCUGCUGGUGGCCGACCUGUCAAUCACGCAGGGCCGGCACUACUGGGCGUGCUCGGUGGAGCCGGGCUCCUAUUUGGUCAAGGUGGGAGUCGGACUGGAGGCCAAACUACAAGAAUGGUUUCAUCUGCCACAGGACAUGGCCAGCCCAAGGUAUGAUCCAGACAGCGGGCACGACAGUGGGGCAGAGGACGCCCAGGACAGCCCUCCCCCGUUCUGUUUCCUGACCAUGGGCAUGGGCAAGAUCCUGCUGCCCCACCAGGGGGUGACCCACACCUCCUCGGCGGGCCACCCACUCACCACCACCCCCCUGCCCCCCCGGCUGGGGGUGUGCCUGGACUUCGACAAGGGCCGCGUCACCUUCUACGACGCCCACUCCUUACGCAUGCUGUGGGAGGGCUCGGUGGACUGCUCAGCCCCCGUCUGCCCGGCCUUCUGUUUCAUUGGCGGAGGGGCCCUGCAGCUGCAGGAGCUGGUGGCCAAUCGCAGCAUCGAGCAGGCCCCGCCCAGGAGGGUCACCAUCCAACCACGUGCCACCAACCUCUGUAACUGAUUCUAUUUCUUACGUACGGGUCGCAUGUUCAGCCAAUCGGGUUGUCAGGAUGACAGGAGAAGCUACGUGUUUAAGCACCUUUGAAUUACCACUUCUUUUACCGCUACAUGAACUUUGAUUGAUUUGAGUUCGUUUUUUCUAUUUAUUUUGCUUACCAGGGAUGCUUUGUAUUGAGAUUUGUGUAAAAAAAACAUUCUAUACUAACCAAAUUUUAUACCAAUAUUACUUACUCUCAGAUUUGCACUAACACUUAACGGCGGAUCUUGGCAAAUCAUUCUCUCACGUUCAACAACCAUCUCGCUCACGGGAAGUCCUGCGAUUGUAAGCUUUGCAAAAAAAAAUGCAAAACCCCAACCUUCCUCCAGCCAAAAUGCAUGCAUGAUAAUAACUACAUAGCCUGAAUGUGACUUAGUUCCGUAUCCCCCUCGGCGCCUUCUUCCAUUUCAGUAUAUGGCAACAAACAAACAAACAGGACAGGAAUGGACACUUGAGCUAGUGAUUUGCAACGAUCUACCAAACACUUCUAAUUAGCAUAGCAUUAGCAAGCUGAUAAACGAUUUGGAUGGAUACUGUCAUGAUUGAUUGUACUGGAAGAUUGAAUUGGGGAUUUUUUUUCUGAAUGUUCUAGACGUUUUGUUAAUUGGGAAUGUACUCACUGGUCAGCACCUGCAUAAAUGUCUUCUUCUG